Molecule: messenger RNA, 789 nt
Organism: Suillus clintonianus
Lineage: Eukaryota; Fungi; Basidiomycota; Agaricomycetes; Boletales; Suillaceae
Exons: 2
Coding region: 1-789 (262 amino acids)
Source: RefSeq, a predicted model, not a curated record
AUGGCCCUCCUACGCUGCACUAUCCUCUUAUACAUCCCAUUUGUUUGCGCUUCACUUCUGCACCUCAAUGGCACCAUUAUCCAUACACUUGAUGCCAACGACUCUCCACCUAGCAAUAACACCAGAACUUUGUGGGACAUCAUCUGGAGUUGUGGUGUAACCUUAUUUGCAUGCGCGUGGACCGCCAUUCAUCCGAACAUUCAGGGUAUGGAAGAGAAGACACGCUAUAUUGUCUUUCGUCGUAUAUGCAUCAUGGCCAUGGUAUUGGUCGCUCCAGAACUCAUUAUCACCUGGGCUUCGCGGCAGUUUUUCAGCGCUAUUGCAAUUAAAAAACGGUUCAAUGAUGCCUUGAAUUGGACAAUCACUCAUUCGUUUUUAGCAUGGAUGGGUGGGUUCAUCCUAUACGUCAAUGACGAGCCGCGAGCUACUCUUACACCCGAUGAACUCCUACAAUUUGUUCUUCGGGAAUCUGUGGACAUGCCUGUCAUCCAGAAGGCGGACAUCGAAGACCGAAGCAAGGGUGACAUACUAUCCAAAGGUGUCGCCAUUCUUCAACUUGUAUGGUUUGUUCUCCAGCUCGCCGCUCGUCGUGGCCAGAACCUUCCAAUAUCACUGCUUGAAAUCGACACCCUGGCUAUAGUUGUUCUGACAUGUGUUGCCUAUUGCUGGUGGUGGAAGAAGCCAAAAGAUGUGAGACGUCCUUAUAUUGUUCAUUGGAAAGCAACAGCAUUACCGUUGGGCGACGCAACCUUAACAUACGAGUAUGUUAUUGUCAAUAUUCUUGCCUGA